AUGUUUCACUCCAAAUCCGAAGCCCUCCAAGGCCGACCCAACACAUCCAGCUACAGCAAGCCACCCCCAGCCCGCACCAGCGAGCUAAGCGCCUACACCAAACCGCCGCUGGACACGCUGCUCAACGCCCACGACUUCGAGGACGUGGCCGCGCGCACGCUCGACCAGAAAACCUGGGCCUUUUACAGCUCCGCGGCCACGGACCUGCGCACGCGCGACGCGAACAAGGCCGCCUUUGCCCGGCUGUGGUGGCGGCCGCGCGUGCUGCGCGACGUCGCGCGCGUGAGCACGCGUGCCCGCGUCCUGGGGCACGAUGUCCAGCUGCCGCUGUUUGUGUGUCCGGCCGCCAUGGCGAAGCUCGUGCAUCCGGAGGGGGAGAAGGCGUUGGCGCGCGCGUGCGGCAGGCGCGGCGUCGCGCAGUGUAUCUCGACCAACGCCUCGUUCCCCGCCUCGGAAAUCGUGCCCGAAGCCCCCAAGAACCACCCCUUCUUCUUCCAGCUGUACGUGAACAAAGACCGGCGCGCAUCCGAAAAGCUCCUUCAACACGUCGCCGCCAUCGGCAUCAAAGCCAUCUUCGUGACGGUCGACGCCCCCGUCCCAGGGAAGCGCGAGGCCGACGAGCGCGUGCGCGCCGACGAGACGCUCAGCACGCCCAUGAGCGGCGCGCAGGCGCGCAACGACAAGAAGGGCGGCGGCCUGGGCCGCAUCAUGGGGACUUACAUCGACGCGAGCCUGAGCUGGGAGGACCUGCGCUGGCUGCGCGGCGUGACGACCUUGCCGAUCGUGCUGAAGGGGAUUCAGGGCGCGGCGGACGCCAGGCUCGCCGCUGAGCACGGCGUCCAAGGCAUUGUUCUUAGUAAUCAUGGUGGGAGGAGCCUCGAUACUAGUCCCCCGUCUGUGCUGAUGCUGCUCGAGCUGCAGAGGUGCUGCCCCGAGGUGUUUGAUAAGCUCGAGGUGUAUGUGGACGGUGGCAUUCGCCGCGGUACGGACAUCCUCAAGUGCUUGUGCUUGGGUGCUACGGCUGUGGGCAUGGCGCAGCAUUUCCUCUACGCGCUCAAUUACGGGCAGGAGGGUGUGGAGCAUUUGAUAGAAGUGAUGAAGGACGAGCUCGAGACGUCGAUGAAACUGCUUGGAAUAACCGACUUGAGCCAGGUCCAUCCAGGGUACGUUAACACACUGGAGGUAGAUCACUUGAUACCCACAACGAUUGAGCAUCCAUAUGCGAGGUGGUCUCCGAAAGCGAGGUUGUAG
This is a messenger RNA of Aplosporella prunicola CBS 121167, 1251 nucleotides long. RefSeq lists its product as uncharacterized. The transcript has 3 exons. Lineage: Eukaryota; Fungi; Ascomycota; Dothideomycetes; Botryosphaeriales; Aplosporellaceae. Bases 1 to 1251 code for a protein of 416 amino acids. The record is from RefSeq and is a predicted model, not a curated record. Gene Ontology annotation, molecular function: FMN binding; oxidoreductase activity.